AUGUGGGUCAUGGCCCGAUCUCCUUAUUCCAUUCACAGGGAAGGCCUGUGGCCCAGCAGUGGGGACCAACGGCUUAUCGUGCCUUCCGAAGCACGGAGAAACUCGAGACAGAAGAUUUAUGGUCACCCAUCCAAUGACAGACCUUUGCGAAGGUUGCUUAACUUCAACGAUCGCAGCCGAACACGCUUACCACCUGCGCCAUCGAAGGAAAACGCCGCUAUUCCCAGUCUUCGAUCCAUAAUAAAGCAUACACAAAAAGUAAUGUUUUCUCAAGACAUUGUUGUUGACCGUGACUGUGUGACCGUGUUUUCUCAAGACAUUGUUGAUGACCGUGACUGUGUGACCGUGUUUUCUCAAGACAUUAUUGAUGACCGUGACUUUGUGACCGUAUUUUCUCAAGACAUUGUUGAUGACCACAUUGUUGAUGACCGUGACUGUGUGACCGUGUUUUCUCAAGGCAUAAUUGUUGACCGUGACUGUGUGACCGUGUUAUCUGGAGACAUUAUUGUUGACCGUGACCAUACAUUGUUUUUGACCGUGACCGUCUUUUCUCAAGAUAUUGUUGUUGAACGUAUUGCAGGCACAAUGCGCUUCGUGAGGAUAACGCCCGACAUGUCAGAGUCUGUGAUCCAGCACUUGCGGGAGAGCUUCUUCGCGGACGAGCCGCUCAACAAGGCGGUGCGGCUGUGUGAGCGCGGCGAGCCGCACUACGCGCUCGAGCAGAUGUGCCGCGCCACCAUUGCUGAUGGACUCUCGCUAGCCGCCAUAGAGGAAGACUAUAUCCUUGGCGUUUCUCUGAACGGUAUACUAAAGCCGGGAGACAUCGAGGAGGCGCUCCAGAAAAUCAGACAAUCUACCGACGAGAAGUUCAAUAAGAUAUUCACCAUUCUGUACACCCUGAGCAAAGAUCUGGACUUGUUUGACAAGCUGGAUGUAGACCGUAUCUUGGAGUGCAGGAUAAUAUCUGCAUCGGACCGGGCGCGAGGCAGGGGACUGGGCAAGGAGAUGAUGAAACGGAGCAUAGAGAUAGCUGAGCAGGAAAACUUUAAGAUAUUCAAAGCGGACGCAACUGGAGCGUUUUCCCAGAAAAUCUGCAGACAUUUCGGCAUGAAAGUGUUUGGUCGAGUUCGCUACGACGAGUAUCUGGACAGCACUGGAAACCCUGUCUUCAACACAGCGGGGCGGGGUAGUCACGCUCACGUCACGCGCCAAGCGCGCGAACAGUUUGCUCUCUUGUCCGCUCGGACUCUCGUCCGCCCAUCGUCGUACGAUCGCCACUCCGACAAAAAGCCGGACAGGCCAAACACGUACAUAUUUGGCCGGACGCGACCGCAAAAAGCCAAACAUGUCCCACCUGGACAUGUUUGGUCACCUGGCAUAUAA
Chilo suppressalis (striped riceborer) is the source of this 1383-nucleotide messenger RNA. Lineage: Eukaryota; Metazoa; Arthropoda; Insecta; Lepidoptera; Crambidae. The record is from the annotation of a GenBank genome assembly.